AUGUCUUGUUAUAACCUUUGUAUCCGCCUGUCCGCAGUCACAUCCACUAGUCCUGUCACAGACAUUUCUGGUGCACCUGUAAACCCUUCUCAAAUUGCUAAUGUCUCGCCUUCUAGUUUGUUCUCAGCUAGUCUUGGCCACACUGUUGCAGAGGCUCCAUGCCUCAAGAUGGAACCCUCUGAUGUCUGUGUCGUCGGCUCAGGCAAGACUAAUUUAGAAUUUGGGAAUGAUGUUAAUGCGGAUAAUCCGUUCAUUGACAAAGAAAUGUACUCAACUAUUCCUGACAGGGACACCAUCAUUAAAAAUCCUGAUGAGGAUUUGAUCAAGAGCACUGAUGAAAUAAGUGUUAAUAAUGAUGAAAAGAGAAAGAAGCUCAAGAAGCACACCAAGAAGUCUAAAAAGAUUAAUCCUAAGAGUUACUUGGGUGCAGCCUUUAAGGAAGCUAAAGAAUUUAAGAUUCAGAAUCAUGAAGGCUGUAAGACUCACAUUAGCUGGGAUUCUAGUUCUGAGGAUUUGGACUCUGAGAGUUCUGACUCAAGUUACAGUUCUGAAUCUUCAGACAACUUGAGCAUGGACCCUCUCAGUGACUCAGACACUUCCAUAUCUGAUUCCGACAGCUCAGACUCCAAUGUUGAGAGUUCUUUGGACUUUGACAUGUCUAUCUGGUUUUUUGCCCCGAAAAUGCGCAACUAUGGACUGCAACCGGUCAAGGACUGA
Laccaria bicolor S238N-H82 is the source of this 717-nucleotide messenger RNA. RefSeq lists its product as uncharacterized. NCBI's taxonomy places the organism in Eukaryota, Fungi, Basidiomycota, Agaricomycetes, Agaricales, Hydnangiaceae. The transcript has 4 exons. The record is from RefSeq and is a predicted model, not a curated record. Bases 1 to 717 code for a protein of 238 amino acids.